Triticum dicoccoides is the source of this 1350-nucleotide messenger RNA. RefSeq names its product protein prickle-like. The transcript has 2 exons. Lineage: Eukaryota; Viridiplantae; Streptophyta; Magnoliopsida; Poales; Poaceae. The record is from RefSeq and is a predicted model, not a curated record. The coding region runs from base 226 to 1182 and encodes 318 amino acids.
UUUCUUCCUUCCUUCACCAUUGAGGUGAGGUGAGGGAGCUACUUUACUCACUUCCUUGUCAAUAACUAGCUAGCAAGCUCUUCUUCUUCCUCCUCUCUUCCUCCUCCAGCAGGCCUGAUCUGUUGCCAUGCGUGCAUCACAAAUUGAUUAGCUAUAUACUUAGUUGGUUCCCUACCCAUACAGAUCCAUCCACCACAGACAAGAUUAGGUAGGUAGAUAGCUAGGAUGCAGCAGGCAAGGGCAGGGGAGGAGAGCAGCAGCGUGCACACGGUGAACGCGGCCGCCGUGGUUCUGGCCGCGGCCGCGCAGAGCAGCACCGGCCUGCGCCCCCACCACCACCACCAUCUCCACCACCACCACCACGACCACGACACCUCCGCCGCCGCUACGAAGAAACGAUGGUGGUCGCGGCUGUCGUCCACGCUCUGCUUCCGCCCGCACUUCCACGCCGACGGCGACACGCCGCCACGCCCGCCCGCCACAGCAUCCCACACGGCAUCAGCAUCGGCGUACGUGCACCAGGCCCCGCCUGCCCACCCGGUCUUCGCCUUCGCGGCGCCGCCCUCGUCGCCGGCCUCCUCGCUCUUCCAGUCGGAGGCGCCCUCACCGGUCCUCCUGGACCUCCACGGCACGGCCGGCAGCUCGCCCGGCAUGUUCGCCGUGGGGCCCUACGCGCGCGGGCCGCAGCAGCUGGUGUCGCCCCCCGUGCUCUACUCCGCGCUCACCACCGAGCCCUCCACCGCGCCGCGCACGCCCCCGGCCACCACGGGGCCCUCCUCCCCCGAGGUCCCCUUCGCGCGCUUCGUCGUCGACGACGGAGGGCACGAGCUGCUGUUCCACCACGCCGCCUACCAGCUGCGCCAGCAGGGCAGACCUGCACCCCUCGUCUCGCCGGGACCGGAGCCGGGGUCCCCUUCGUCGCCGUGGCUCUUCCGGAGGCUGCACCGGCGCGACCAGCAGGGCUCGCUUCUCGACGGCCACGUCCCCGUCGCCUCCUCGUGUGCGGGCGCCGACGCCAGGGACGUAGACGAUGAUGAGGACGAGGAGGUGCCCGAUAGCGCCGGGGAGUUCGUGUUCGGCCAUGCCGACGGCCGCGGCGCCGCGCCGGAGGAGGAGAUAGUAGAAGGCAAGAAGUGGCAUUUCUUCCCCAUGGCCACGGGUGAGCAGCACGCUAAGAUGUGAGCCCAAUAGCGCUGCUGACCUGACAGUGUAUCUAGUUCAUCACCCUAAACUGAUUCAGCAAACACAGUUUAGGCAAGGAAAAUAAUUUCUUUAUGUGCAUGUAUGUACACAAGCUUUAACUUUGCUGGACAAUGUAGUGACAAGAAGCUAAGUAAUGUUGGUCCAUGU